CUGUACAGUCUGCAGGUGGAGGUAUAUACGGUUGUGGUGACAUCAGGAGCGCUGGGGGAGGGGACAUUACUAUUAACCCCUUCAGGUUUCUCCAAUCCAGGAUCCUCUGCUGAUAUCUUCUAUAUAAGAGAAUUCUCCUGGAUGACCCAUCAACCAUGGAGAGAGACAGGAACAAGAUGGCCGACAGGAUCAUAAACCUCACCCUACAGAUACUCUUCCGGCUUACUGGAGAGGAUUACACAGUAGUGAAGAAGUCCUCUAGUGGGCGCUGUCGGGCCCCUGUGUGUGAAGGAUGGGAAAGAACCGUGAGCCCAAUCCCGGGGCCCCCACCUCACUCCCUGAUACAUGAGGAAAUGGAUGAACAGAAGAUCCUAGAACUGAUCAACAAGAUGAUGGAGCUGCUGACUGGAGAGGUUCCUAUAAGGUGUCAGGACGUGGCGGUCUAUUUCUCCAUGGAGGAGUGGGAGUAUGUAGAAGGACACAAGGAUCAGUACAAGGAUCAGGUCAUGAUGGAGGAUCAGCAGCCACUCACAUCACCAGUCAGAUCCAGUAAGAGAACCGCACCAGAUGAGCAGUUUAUGGAGGUCAUUACUACAGACAUAAAGAAAGAAGCAGAGACAGAUGUGAGCAGGGAUGAGCAGUAUAAGGAGGACAUUCCUACCGGGAAAGAUCUGAUCUAUAUUAAUGCUACAGAUAUAAAGGAAGAAGAGACAGAUGUGAGCGGUGAUGAGCAGUAUAAGGAGGACAUUUCUACAGGUAACCGCCCAGAUUCUUGUAGCAGGAGAUCAGAGGAGAAUCUUAUAUCUUCAGAUUAUAAAGCAGAUGAUGAUAUCACACAAGAUACAUAUGAAGAACAUUCCAUUAUCCCAGAUACACCCUCAGCCCUUCACAGCCAAGAUCUGUCAUCUCAUCCUUAUAUACAGGUCCUGUCUUCUCAGUCAUCACAGGAUGUUCAGCAAAAUAAGGAGAAGCCAUUUUCAUGUCCACAAUGUGAGAAAUGUUUUACUUGGAAACCAGACCUCGUUAGACAUCAAAUAACUCACACAGGAAAGAAACCAUUUUCAUGCUCAGAAUGUGGGAAAUGUUUUACUCAGAAAUCAGACCUUGUUAAACAUCAAAGAACUCACACAGGGGAGAAACCCUUUCCAUGUGCAGAAUGUGGGAAAUGUUUUGCUGAUCAAUCAAGUCUUAUUCAACAUCAAAGAACUCACACAGGAGAGAAGCCAUUUUCAUGUGCAGAAUGUGGGAAAUGUUUCACUUUUAAAUCAGGUCUUGUUGUACAUCAAAGAACUCACACAGGAGAGAAGCCAUUUUCAUGUUCAGAAUGUGGGAAAUGUUUUAUUGAGAAAACAGGUCUUGUUUUACAUAAAAGAACUCACACAGGGGAGAAGCCAUUUUCAUGUUCCGAAUGUGGGAAAUUUUUUUCUUUUAAAUCAGGUCUUGUUGUACAUCAAAGAAUUCACACAGGGGAGAAGCCAUUUUCAUGCUCAGAAUGUGGGAAAUGUUUUACUUUUAAAUCACAUCUUGUUGUGCAUCAAAGAAUUCACACAGGGGAGAAGCCAUUUCCAUGUUCAGAAUGUGUGAAAUCUUUUACUCAGAAAUCAGACCUUGUUGUACAUCAAAGAACUCACACAGGAGAGAAGCCAUUUUCAUGUUCAGUAUGUGGGAAAUGUUGUACUCAGAAGUCAGAUCUUGUUAAACAUCAAAGAAUUCACACAGGGGGGAAGCCCUUUUCUUGUGCAGAAUGUGGGAAAUGUUUUACUGAUAAGUCAAGUCUUGUUCAACAUCAAAGAACUCACACAGGGGAGAAGCCAUUUUCAUGCUCUGAAUGUAGAAAAUGUUUUACUCAGCAAACACAUCUUGUUCAACAUAAAAGAACUCACACACGGGAGAAGUCAAUUCAGAGAUCCAGAGCGGCUCCUACCUGCUUCCUCCCUACUCAGUGGACGGUUCCUGCUGGUGCCGGGGAGCCCGUAAUGGCCGCAAUAGACGAGAGUGAUGACACCCUGCCCCUCGACUCAUGCAACCUCUCCGGGACUCCGGAAGAUGGCGGCGACUCCCCGCAUCAACUUACCUCGUCUCCCAAGGUGAAGAAGUCCUCUAGUGGGCGCUGUCGGGCCCCUGUGUGUGAAGGAUGGGGAAGAACCCUGAGCCCAAUCCCGGGGCCCCCACCUCACUCCCUGAUACAUGAGGAAAUGGAUGAACAAAAGAUCCGAGAACUCAUCAACAAGAUGAUGGAGCUGCUGACUGGAGAGGUUCCUAUAAGGUGUCAGGACGUGGCGGUCUAUUUCUCCAUGGAGGAGUGGGAGUAUGUAGAAGGACACAAGGAUCAGUACAAGGAUCAGGUCAUGAUGGAGGAUCAGCAGCCCCUCACAUCACCAGUCAGAUCCAGUAAGAGAACAGCACCAGAGAGGUGUCCCCGUCCUCUUCUUCCACAGGAUGAUCAGGGAGAAGAUCUGAACAAUAUUAAUGCUCCAGAGACAGAUGUGAGCGGUGAUGAGCAGUAUAAGGAGGACAUUCCUACAGAGAAAGAUCUGAUCUAUAUUAAUACUACAGACCUAAAGGAAGAAGAGACAGAUGUGAUCGGUGGUGAGCAGUAUAAGGAGGACAUUCCUACAGGGAAAGACCUGAUCUAUAUUAAUGCUACAGACAUAAAGGAAGAAGAAGAGACAGAUGUGAGCGAUGAGGAGCAGUAUAAGGAGGACAUUCCUACAGGGAAAGAUCGGAUCUAUAUUAAUACUACAGACUUAGGGGAAGAAGAAGAGACAGAUGUGAGCGGUGGUGAGCAGUAUAAGGAGGACAUUCUUACAGGGAAAGAUCUCAUCUAUAUUAAUACUACAGACCUAAAGGAAGAAGAGACAGAUGUGAGCAGUGAUGAGCAGUAUAAGCAGGACAUUCUUACAGAUUCUUGUACCAGGAGAUCAGAGGAGAAUCUUAUAUCUUCAGAUUAUAAAGCAGAUGAUGAUAUCACACAAGAUACAUAUGAAGAACAUUCCAUUAUCCCAGAUACACCCUCAGCCCUUCACAGCCAAGAUCUGUCAUCUCAUCCUUAUAUACAGGUCCUGUCUUCUCAUCCAUCACAGUUUCUUAAUCGAAAUAAGGAGAAGCCAUUUCCAUGUUCAGAAUGUGGGAAAUGUUUUACUCAGGAAUCAAAUCUUGUUCAACAUCAAAAAAUUCACCUGGGGGAGAAGGUAUUUACAUGUUCAGAAUGUGGGAUAUGUUUUACUCAGGAAUCAAAUCUUGUUCAACAUCAGAGAAUUCACUCAGAAGAGACAUUAUCACAAUGCCCAGAAAGUGGGAAAUGUUUUACCCAGAAUGCAUAUCUACUCCAACAUCAAAGGGCUCACACAAAGGAGAAACCAUUUUCAUGCUCAGAAUGUGGAAAAUGUUUUUUAAUGAAACCAGAUCUUAUUAAACAUCAAAAAACUCACACAAGGGAAAAAACAUUUUCAUGUUCACAAUGUGGGAAAUGUUUUAAUUUGAAAGCAUAUCUUCUUAAACAUCAGAGACUUCACACAGGGGAGAAACCACAUUCAUGUUCAGAAUGUGGACAUUGUUUUACCCAGAGGUCAAGUCUUGUUCAGCAUCAGAGAAUUCACACAGGGGAGAAGCUGUUUUCAUGUUCAGAAUGUGGAAAAUGUUUUACUAAGAAAUCAAAUCUUGUUCAGCAUAAGAGAAUUCACACAGGAGAGAAGCCAUUUUCAUGUUCAGAAUGUGGAAAAUGUUUUACCCAGAAAUCAGAUCUUGUUAAACAUCGAAGAACUCACACAGGGGAGAAGCCAUAUUCUUGUUUAGAAUGUGGAAAAUGUUUUACGCAAACGUCAAUUCUUGUUAAACAUCAAAGAACUCACACAGGAGAUAAGCCAUUUUCAUGUUAAGGAUGUGGAAAAUGUUUCACUCAGAAAGAAAAACUUAUUAGUCAUCAAAAAGUUUAA
Messenger RNA from Hyla sarda, 3935 nucleotides. Its product is annotated as oocyte zinc finger protein XlCOF8.4-like. The transcript is spliced from 13 exons. The record is from RefSeq and is a predicted model, not a curated record. Gene Ontology annotation, biological process: regulation of transcription by RNA polymerase II. Gene Ontology annotation, molecular function: RNA polymerase II cis-regulatory region sequence-specific DNA binding; DNA-binding transcription factor activity, RNA polymerase II-specific. NCBI's taxonomy places the organism in Eukaryota, Metazoa, Chordata, Amphibia, Anura, Hylidae.